AUGGCCACAGCAGCCAAAAGCUUCACCAACAACAAGAGGCAGUUGGACAGAGCCACGCUCACGAUCAAGAAUGGACCUAUCUUCAGCGGGUACUCGUUUGGCGCCAACAAGAAUGUCAGCGGAGAAGCCGUUUUCACUACGUCGUUAGUGGGGUACCCCGAGAGUAUGACGGACCCUUCGUACAAAGGCCAGAUUUUGUGUUUCACCCAGCCCUUGAUUGGCAACUACGGUGUUCCUUCGUCGACGGAGAGAGACGAGUUUGGGCUCUUGAAGUACAUGGAGAGCCCCAAGAUCCAGUGUGCCGGUAUAGUUGUUGGAGACGUUGCGUUGGAGUACAGCCACUGGACAGCCGUGGAGAGUUUGCAGCAAUGGUGCACCAGGAACGGGAUUGCAGCCAUCACAGGUGUCGACACGAGGGAGUUGGUUUCCUAUUUGCGUGACAAGGGCUCCAGUUUGGGCAAGAUCACCAUUGGCGAAGAAUAUGACGCUGACGAAGACGCCGCGUUUGAAGACCCCAGUACGAUCAACUUGGUGCUGAAAGUUAGCACCAAGGCGCCAUUCCACAUUGCUUGCCCUAAAGAAUACUCAAAGGACAUCCACGUUGCCGUGAUUGACUGUGGUGUGAAGGAGAACAUCUUGCGUUGUUUGGCCAAGAGGGGCGCCCAUCUUACCGUGUUUCCUUGGAACUACGACUUGCUGAAGGACGCCAAUGCAAAUGCCACCACGACCGACGACGGAAACAGUGCUGCUUUUGCAACACCAAACACCGACGAGACGAAAGACUGCAUUGCAAGCAAGUUCGACGCCGUGUUUGUCACCAAUGGUCCCGGAGACCCUUCCUUCUGCACAGACACCAUCAACAACCUCCGCAAAAUCAUGCAGACCUCCGAUAUCCCCAUCAUGGGCAUAUGCAUGGGCCACCAGUUGAUCAGUUUGGCCUCUGGUGCCGACGUGACCACCUCCAAGAUGAAGUUUGGCAACCGUUCCGCCAACGUGCCCACCCUUGACUUGGUCGAAGGCAGAUGCUCAAUCACAAGCCAGAACCACGGGUACGCCGUUGACGCCCCCACGCUUGGACCCGAUUGGGAGCAGUUCUUUGUCAACUUGAACGACUUGAGCAACGAAGGUAUCAUCCACAAAACCAAGCCGAUCUUCUCGGUCCAGUUCCACCCUGAGGCCAAGGGAGGCCCCGAGGACACGGCGUACUUGUUUGACAAGUUCUUUGACAACAUUGCCCAAUACAAAGCCAUGAGGAGUUUGGACGCACCCAACAAGAGCGAAAACAUAUUGGCUGCUGUCUUGCCCAAUAGAAGAGUCGAGUAA
This is a messenger RNA of Lodderomyces beijingensis, 1323 nucleotides long. NCBI's taxonomy places the organism in Eukaryota, Fungi, Ascomycota, Pichiomycetes, Serinales, Debaryomycetaceae. The record is from the annotation of a GenBank genome assembly.